This is a messenger RNA of Truncatella angustata, 1659 nucleotides long. RefSeq names its product phosphatidylinositol-glycan biosynthesis class S protein. The record is from RefSeq and is a predicted model, not a curated record. Gene Ontology annotation, cellular component: GPI-anchor transamidase complex. The transcript is spliced from 2 exons. NCBI's taxonomy places the organism in Eukaryota, Fungi, Ascomycota, Sordariomycetes, Amphisphaeriales, Sporocadaceae. Gene Ontology annotation, biological process: attachment of GPI anchor to protein. The coding region runs from base 1 to 1659 and encodes 552 amino acids.
AUGUCUUCUGCAGUCGACAAUGGUGAUACUUCAGACCUGUCCCUAAGAAAGGCCCCUGAGCCAGGCACUGGACUUGCGCCUACGCCAGCUCUUGGCCCCGCGCCUACAUCAGAAGUCGCUCCGCCAGCUUCCAAAAAGGAGCCUCCCCCUGAGAGGCCAACCGACACGCGACGACGUUCAUGGGUCAUCGCAUCGUUCUGGAUCAUUGUAGUCUGUCUCGGUCUGCCGAUAUGGUGGCAUACGACGAGCAUUUACAGGGCCAACCUGCCCGUGGAAAAGAUGCUAGAGUGGGCUGAUGGCAAGGCUUGCCGACCUGUUUUCCCACUUCGAAUCUCCAUAGAUCCUGGCAGCCUGCAAGAGCAGGAGGCAGAAAACCUACUCCGCUUGACUCAACAUGCGCUUGACGAUCUCAACGACUUCUCUGGCCAUCACUUGAGACUUCAGCUUGCGCAGAAAGGGGGAGAACUGAAGCAGGAUUCUAAUGUCGCUCUGACCAUUCGUCUCAGUCCCGGAGAGUCGACUCACACAGCAACAUCCUCAUUGCACCCACACGUCCCUGUACUGGAUGUUUCGUACCCGCCAAACUCGAUCCCAACCGCCAACUCGCCCUCUUCUGGGCUGGCUACCUACCUUGCGGCACAGUUACGCUCGACCUUUUCCGAAGAGCAGAACAUCAUAUCGUACCUGCUCGAGACGUCGAAUGUCAAUAUGGAACAGCGUCCGAAAGCCGUCUCGCAAGACGUCGCGGAUUCCUUGUCUAAGCGCAUGACGAGGUCUCUCAAGUACUCGAGGACCUAUCACCUGACAUUCUCCUUGUUCACGAAUGGGCCCUCGCCGAGCAGCUGGGAAAUCGAGGCCGCGAUCGACAAAUACAUGCGGCCCGUCUUGGAUAUGCUGGCUCCUAUUCACAACUUCACUAUUGAUACCCAGGUACAGCUCUACGCGGCGCCGGGAGUUCAAUCACAGGUGCUCAGCAAAGAGGACCUUUCCUCUUUCAUCAACGCAGCGGAGUGGCCUCUUUCCCCUUCAAUUGGCGGUGCUCCUACCGUCAACUUCGUUGUGUAUACUGGAAACCAGACCAUAGGCACCGAAGCUUCGGAAACGUCCCAAUCGUGGCUUAUUCCUCAAUGGGGCUCAGUUUACCUAUUGGCGCCACCAUCUAGCCCCGACGUUUCCGCAGACACCCUCAAACAACCAGUCUUGACUUUUACAUCACACCUCCUUUCGCUCCUCGGUACCCCGCAGUCUGGCUCCCUGCCCCUGCGUUUGUCCACCUUGACCCGCAUAAGGUCUGCCGACUUGCUGCUGCGGGCUUCUUCAUCACUUGGGUCCCUGGCACGGCUAUCACUUGCUCUGAAGAGCAUUUCUAUUCCGUCUAGGGUUGCCGAGGGUGUAGCCAAGUCCAUGCAUCAUCUGGAGUUGGCAUGCUCGAGCCUCGGAAAUCCAGAAAGUCUAGAACAUGCGCGUAUUGCCGAGGCAGAAGCUGAGCGGGCUUUCUUCGAGAAGAGCAUGGUUGGGCAGUUAUACUUCCCAGAUGAGCACAAGGUAGCUGUCUAUCUGCCGUUGUUGGGACCAGUAGGUGUGCCGCUUGUCAUGGGCUUGCUGAACGAAUUCAAGGCAUGGAAGAAAAGACGUGGUCUAAAGGCGAAGACCGCAUAG